GGUCCCUAUAUAUACAUCAGCAUUGAAAAUUUGAAACAAUCACACAACCAUAAAAAGAAGCUUGUCCUUUCUCUUUACUCGAACGAAAUGGCAAUGGUGAGAGAGAGGUGUGCCUGGUGUGGACUACAGAUGCAAGUUCCUAUCCAGGCACAGAGCGUGGUUUGCCCCGGCUGCAGAACUGUCAUUGUGCUGCGGCAGAGAAACGCCCCCAUGAGAUACGACUACAACCCUUAUCAGAUGAUGCAACCAUCAUCAUAUGUACCUGCAGCUCAGAGUAGGAGACGUGCCGUUCUGUGUGGUGUCACCUAUCGAGGCCACAAGAAGAGUCUCAAAGGCAGCAUUAACAACGUCAGAUCCAUGUGUUAUCUUCUGGUCUCUAAAUUGGGAUUCCCACCUUCAUCUGUACUUGUCCUCACAGAGGAUGAGAGAGACCCCUAUAGGACCCCAACCAAAGCAAAUAUCAGAGAAUCCUUAAACUGGUUGGUACGAGGCUGCCAGCCAGGAGACUCAUUGGUGUUCUACUACACCGGACAUGCCUCACAAGUUCCUGACAGUGAUGGCGAUGAGAUUGAUGGGAUCGACGAAUCAAUUUGCCCUCUCGACUAUGAUACAGAGGGGAAGAUACUAGACGAUGAAUUGAAUGCUAAACUUGUAAGGCCAUUAACUCGUGGAGUCACACUUCACGCCAUCAUGGACACCUGUUUCAGUGGAACCUCCAUGGAUCUGCCCUUCUUGUGCAGAAUGACCAGGGAUGGGUAUGUCAAGUGGGAAGAUCACAGGACACCGUACAGCAACAUAUACAAAGGAACUAGUGGAGGAACAGCGAUAAGUAUCAGUGCCUGUGAUGAUGAUCAGAACUCCGCAGACACUACAGCUUUCACUGGAAGUGCAAUAGGUGCCCUAACUUAUGGUUUCAUCAAAGCUUUAGAUGAAGAGCUGAAAUUGACAUAUGGUCGAUUACUUGGGUCGCUGCGUAACCUAAUCAAUGAAGUGCAGACGGGAGCAUUCCCAAAUGAUAGAGCUGCUGCACCACCACAGGUGCCUCAAUUGUCAUCUUCAGAGAGGUUCGACGUUCACUCCAAGAUAAUGACUCUUUAGGACUUCUGAUUGUAAUAUUCAACUACAUAUAAGCAGGAACAUGGUGUGAUCUUAACAUCUUAUAAAAUUGUAAUAACAGCUCCUUCCUUUAUGUAUUUAUGUAUGGC
This is a messenger RNA of Cuscuta europaea, 1205 nucleotides long. The record is from the annotation of a GenBank genome assembly. NCBI's taxonomy places the organism in Eukaryota, Viridiplantae, Streptophyta, Magnoliopsida, Solanales, Convolvulaceae.